GGGCGUGUUUGGUGUACAGUAUUGUGUUUCGUUUUGGGGUACGUCGUGUGCGUGUGUGUGUGUGUGCGUGGGCGCGUGUGUGCGUGUGUAUGUAUGUGUGAGAGCGGAAUGAGGCUGGAAUAACGGAGCGGCUGCUUGGACUUUUGAUGUGGAGGUUUUACAUUCCUGAUCACCAGCUUCACGACUGCAUGGAGGCUUUUCAGUGGGAUUCCCAUCUUCUAGACGUAUUGAAUAGUUUUAGGGAAUUUGGUGCCAAUCCUAGGAGUUGACUUUGGAUUCUUUCAAACGGAUUUUUGUGGCUGUUGUUGGAUUUUUUUAAUACCUUGCAUUAGGAGCGUUUGGUGAUCGGAUGCCCAACUUGUACUCAAGUUCAAAGCUGUCCUUUUUGGCAUCUUUCUGAGUUGAUGAGCUUUAUACGGCGUUUCGGUGACGUGAAACCGGGCCGCUUCAUCCAGCCAAGACGCACCGGCGACCCGUAAACCCAGUCGUUCACACGUCCAAAUCUCUGCAUCAUGUCUUUAAGCAGAAGCAUCGAAUGGGAGCACUUUGAGGAGAGGGAGAAGAUACCGCGUUCGGGUCGCGGAAGCGCAUCCAGUUCUCGCGGCGCGUCCCGGGGAAACGGGAACGGCUACGGCUCCGUGGCGAGUCCCGCGCACAGCGCGCACUGCAGCUUCUACCGGGCGCGCACGCUGCGCUCACUCGCCGCCGAGAAGAAGGCACGGAAAGUGCGCUUCUACCGCAACGGAGACCGCCACUUUGAGGGCUUGGCGUAUGCCGUGUCCGGUGACCGCUUCCGCUCUCUGGAUGCGCUUCUCGUGGAACUCACGCGAUCUCUGUCGGAUGGCGCGAGUUUACCGCAGGGAGUGCGCCUCAUUUAUACUAUAGAUGGCACGAGGAAGGUCAGCAGCCUGGAUGAGCUUGUCGAGGGUGAGAGCUAUGUCUGCGCCUCCAACGAACCCUUCCGCAAAGUGGAUUAUAAGAAGAACGUGAACCCCAACUGGUCUGUGAACGUCAGGGCCGGCACGUCACGCUCUCUCUCCUCUUUACCCAUACUAAAGAACGAGCUGAGGGAGCGAGAAAACAAGGACUUCAUCCGCCCCAAGUUGGUGACGGUGAUCCGGAGCGGGGUGAAGCCACGCAAGGCCGUGCGCAUCCUCCUGAACAAGAAGACGGCACACUCAUUCGAGCAAGUGCUCACGGACAUCAGCGAUGCCAUCAAGCUGGACUCAGGAGUGGUCAAGAGACUCUACACACUGGAGGGGAGGCAGGUCACGUGUCUGCAGGACUUUUUUGGCGAUCACGACGUGUUCAUUGCGUGCGGUCCGGAGAAGUACCGUUAUGCUCAGGAUGAUUUUGUGUUGGAUCACAGUGGUAAGGCUUGUGCAGCCUUUCUGAAUGAGUGCCGUGUGCUGAAAUCUUCCUGUUCUUCUCGCUCCACUACUCCAGUGAGGUCCAGUGGCAGUAAGAGUCCAGCACGACGCAGCAAAUCUCCCGGAUCGGUGAGGAAAACUUCUCCAUACUUGUCCACCAGCGGUCAGUCUCCAGUCAAAUCCCCAGUUAACGGAGUGGUUUCCAGCCUGAGUCAAAUUUCUACUCCCAAAUCCACCAAGUCCUGCAGCUCGUCCCCCACGAGUCCCCGCAGUAUGCACAACUUCAAGUUUAGUUGCAACAAGCGGAUUGGGGGCGCCUUCCAUCUUUCUGUGAAGAUUCCGACUCAUCACUCGUCUGCGUCUAAUGUGAGCGUCUCCUCCGAGCAGCAUCAGCCUCAACACACCGACAACACCAGCCCUGAGGUUAACGGAAACAGAAAUCCUACAGCCUCUGCCAUCGUGGAGAAAUACAAAGUAGGAAAAGUUAUCGGCGAUGGGAAUUUCGCGGUGGUAAAGGAGUGUGUUGAACGGUCAACUGGAAAGGAGUAUGCUUUAAAGAUUAUUGAUAAGAAUAAAUGUCGUGGCAAAGAGCAUCUGAUUGAGAGUGAGGUGGCUGUACUGAGGCGGGUCAAACACCCCAACAUCAUAAUGCUGAUGGAGGAAGUGGACACGCCGUCUGAGCUCUAUCUCGUCAUGGAGCUAGUCAAGGGCGGAGACCUUUUUGAUGCCAUCACGUCCUCAAUGAAGUACACAGAGAAAGACGCCAGCACCAUGGUGUACAACCUGGCCGCUGCUCUCAAAUACCUACACGGGAUGAACAUCGUCCAUCGAGACAUCAAACCCGAAAACCUGCUGGUGUGUGAGUAUCCGGACGGCACCAAAUCUCUGAAGCUGGGUGACUUUGGCUUGGCGACGGUGGUGGAAGGCCCACUGUACACUGUGUGUGGGACUCCGACUUAUGUUGCCCCGGAGAUUAUAGCAGAAUCGGGUUAUGGUAUAAAGGUGGACAUCUGGGCAGCAGGUGUGAUUACCUACAUCCUGCUAUGUGGCUUCCCACCAUUCAGGAGUGAGAAUAAUGUGCAGGAGGAACUGUUUGAUCAGAUCCUGCAGGGCCACGUGGACUUCCCCUCUCCAUACUGGGACAACAUCACCGACUCGGCCAAGGAGCUGAUUGGUCAGAUGCUUCGGGUGAACUCUGAGAUGAGGUACACGGCAGAAGAUAUUUUGUGUCACCCUUGGGUCACGGACAAGGCAGCUGUGGACAACAACAUGAAGAUGGAAGUGACGGGGAAGCUCAAGAAGCACUUUACCUCCGCACAGAAAGAGGGCAACACCACCGCUGGAGUGUCUGUUAUUAUGAACACAGCUCUAGAUAAAGAAAAGCUGCAGCUCUGCCGUCGCAGUCAGGGGAACAGCUCCGCCCUGCCCCAAGGGGAAGGAGGAUUGGGACACAGCCACUCUGAGAAGAAGUGCCCCUCUGGCUUAUCAGAGGACACCAAAAGCCCUGGAGCUCCCCCCCUUCAGGCUUUACCCUCCCCUUCGCCCUCGUCCGAUGUCCCUCCCAUCUCGUCAUCCCCGUCCUCUCCUCGGUGUAAUGAAGAACCCGGAGAAGAGCGAGCUUUCGAGAGGGAGGAAUAAACCUGCUUAGAACUGGGAGAGGAAGGAAGACUGACACAAAAAUAUAUACACGACAUGUGUUCCGCUGAUUGAAAUCCAUUCCAGCUUUUGGCUUUUUCUGGAGCUGUGUUGCUUCCUUGAACAAAAAAAGCAAAAAACAUUUUAAAAAGAUAUGCAUUUUAAAAGCCACAUAAUAUUUUUAAACUUAAUCAGUGAAUUCAUAGCAUUGAAAUAUAUUACUUCAUUUCUAUCUAUUCUUUUUUCCAGCAAUCAAAAAUUCAGGCUCCAUCCAGCAAGCCUUCUAGAAAUCCAGACUCAAUAAGCAAUAAUUACAGAUCGAUGCUAAUAAACUCAACAGGCUUUAAAUUGCAUUAUUAAGAAUCCAAUGCAAAUCUGUUCGUAUCAUCAUCCAGUCCUGGAGCUGCUCUAACAGUGCGGAUUUGUUAAGUCCUUUAACAAAAAAUGUUAUUCCAGUCACUAAUCCAUUCCCUCCAGCCCAGCAUGGAUGAAUCCUGAUCCCCGGGGCAGGAAGUGUGUUCAGCCUGGUGGAGGUGGUGGUACUGUGUGGGCAAUGCACACAUUAGGCUUCUUAAUAUAUAGAUUUAUCUCUUUAUCUCUUCCUAACAUUUCUCACAACCUAACACAUGCUAAAUGUGCCUGAUAUGAGUUUAGCGCCCCUGUUAUCCUCACGUUUCCCCUAUGGGUCAAUUAAAACGUCCAGAAUAUAAUUAUUACCCUGUUUUUUUUCUGUUAGGUGUUGCUACGUCAUGGUUUUCAGGUGAUUUGAGGUUUUUACGCGCUGUUCAGUUUCUGAUUGGUUGUCUGUUGCUAAGCAACCAGACGCAACGUUCUAACAGCGCAUCGUUUCACACUGUAUACGUUUAUCACCGCGAUGUGGAGUUAAUACUGUAAACACGGCUGUGCUGAUCCUGCAUCAGGGCAGAGUUUCAUAACCCCGGGGGAAAAGUUGUUCUUCAUAACCCUGCUUCUAAUAUUACACGUGUGAAACGUUCCUCUAUCCCGGGUUUAGAAUGAUGAUGAUAACCCGGGAUUAAGCUAGGUGUGAAAAGCCCUGAUGAACCCGGUAGCGCUCCAGGACGGACCCUGAAAACAGACCUUACUGUAAAAACAGCAAUGCUUCACUUACCGAAUAUUAUUUAUUACAUUAAUUAACAUUCAACUUAAACCAUAUAUGGUCUGUAAACUUUGUAAAGUAAUACAGCAAGUUAAAAAAGCUAAUCACAAGCAAAAAAUAUUGGCCCCCAAACCCUCUUACUGAUUCAUUUUGCUUGAUUAAAAUAUAUUGGCUAUUUGAAUUUCUUUUUAAUCAAUAAAUACCUUCUAAAGCUCACGUUAAUUAAUGCACUAAAUAAUGGAAAAAUACUUAUUAUUUAAGGGAACCUGAUCAAUAUCAGAUGUUACUACGAAAUACACUACAAUUUCUGCUGAAAAGAAAAAAACAAUUAAAAAAAAGGCUUCAUUAUGGGAUUUGUAUCUGUGGCCUCCAGCUGUGCUGUCGGUGCUGCACAUCUGUCUGCAGCAUGUCUCCAUUCCCCGGGGGAGUGCGAGAAGAUUUUGUAGUAUGGGUGUAUGUAUAUAUAUGUAUUAAAAACCGCCGUGUUGUGUUUGCGUGGUGAAAGACGAGCGUCUGCCUUUAGCGGGUAUUUGAGGGGUUUGUAUUUAUUUAUUGUGAAUCGAUGAGCAUGAGCGAGUGUGUUCAGUGUGAUUAUGACUAGUGUGUGUGUGUGUGUGUGUGUGUGAGACUACUAGAAGACUUGAAAUCGGGUUUCGUUUUUCUUGUAUGAGAAGAAAUGAGACGUUUGAUGUUUUUUGAAUAAAAGAUACGAAGGGCUGAUUGGUUAAUGAACAGGUUAAUUAGGAGGUUAAUUAGGAGGUUAGUGCCUCUCUGCUGUAAUAUGCUGUAAUUCUGCAUUAGUUCUGCUCGAAUACCUUCAUGUUGGAAGCAUGGUGGUGUUUUUUUAUUAUUAUGAACAGCACUUUGUUUUUGUUUUUUUUUCCUUUACAUAUUAACUUAAAGACGCCUCUUUAAGCUUCUCUUCUUUUCACUUUGCUUCUUUAGAUAAAAAAGGAAACACUGACGCAUGAUAUAUACCUGUAUCUGAAUAUAAACUCUCUCUUUCUCUCUCUCUCUCUCUUUCUCUCUCUCUCUGACAGAAACACACACAUACAUGUUCAGCAAUAACUCUUCUUCCUCUCAGUAUAAUAUUCAGUGUAUUAGUUCUGCUGUUGUUAGAAACCUCACACGCUGCAGCAACAAUCUGGUCCUCAGUACCGUUGAAUCUAGUGCCAAUGUACAAGCUGGUUUUAUUUCAUUUCAUUUUCAGGCUUAUUGUGUUGUGUUUUCGUUGAAAGUGGCUUUGCGUUAAGGAGUGGAGGUGAAAUAAAGGCGAAUAAAAUUCUU
This is a messenger RNA of Hemibagrus wyckioides, 5409 nucleotides long. RefSeq names its product doublecortin-like kinase 2a (gene dclk2a). Lineage: Eukaryota; Metazoa; Chordata; Actinopteri; Siluriformes; Bagridae. The record is from RefSeq and is a predicted model, not a curated record. The coding region runs from base 513 to 3008 and encodes 831 amino acids. Gene Ontology annotation, cellular component: microtubule cytoskeleton. The transcript is spliced from 18 exons. Gene Ontology annotation, biological process: protein phosphorylation; intracellular signal transduction. Gene Ontology annotation, molecular function: ATP binding; protein kinase activity.